AUGGGCAUUGUCCGGCCGAACCCGAGGACAGGACACACGCUGACGAUAGUAGACAAGUCUUAUGAUAGCAGGGUGUACAUGUUUGGAGGGAGGGACCUUGUGUCCGGAAGGCACAGCAACGAGUUAACCUCCCUGGAGAUCGGGAACCUCCAUCCUCCACGAACGGGGCGAUGGAUGUGGAGCACGGUGACAGUAAACAACCACAACACGAGGCUACCUGAGGGGAGGGAAGGGCAUACCGCAACAUCCUUCAGGAAAUUUCUCGUCUUCUUUGCGGGGCUGGGGAGAGAGGGGUUGACCAACGACGUGUUCACGUUCGACCUGGACAAGCUCGAGUGGGCGUAUCCUCCCCUCACUGGAGAGCUUCCCAUCCGCAGGUAUCACCACUCGUCUUGUUCCUUCGGACGAGAGUGGGUGCAUUUUGGGGGAUAUUCCGAGUACGGUGACUGUGAAAACGAUACUGUUGUGCUCAACAUGGAUCAGUGGAAGUGGUACAAGCCCAGGGUAAGCGGGAAGGCUCCUUCCCGUCGGAUGUCGCACACGGCCUCGAGGUUUGGUCGGAGCAUGCUUGUGUUUGGAGGAUACAGCGUCUCAGACGGGCAAGAUGAUUCCUGCUACCUCUGUGACGUCCACGUUCUCAACAUCGACAAGUGGACGUGGUCCGCUCCGAAGAUUGGAAAUUCUGUUCCGAACUCCUUGCCUAGGGGAGGGCACUGCGCGCAGAGGAUUGACAAUCAGCUGCUGGUGCUCGGCGGGAAGAGUGGUUUCCUGCAGGAAAGCUGUGAUGUCUGGCUGUUGGAUACCGUGAGUUGGAUGGGGAUGGGGAUGGGGAUGGGGAUGGGAAUGGGGAUGGAGGCGAUGAAGGAGGAAGAGGAGGAGGGGGUUUUCGGUAAUGGGAUGGGAGAGGAGAAGGAGAACAAGGACACCUGGUCGAAACCGACUGUCUACUCUGAGAUGCCAAACGCUAUCUGUGGCAAUGAAUGGUGCGAGGAACAGAAGCAGCAGCAGCAGCAGCAGCAGCAGCAGCAGCAGCAGCAGCAGCAGCAGCAGCAGCAGCAGCAGCAGCAGCAGCAGCAGCAGCAGCAGCAGCAGCAGCAGCAGCAGCAGCAGCAGCAGCAGCAGCAGCAGCAGCAGCAGCAGCAGCAGCAGCAGCAGCAGCAGCAGCAGCAGGGGAAAAGGAGAGGUUAUCUUGAGGACAAAGUCCUUCCUGAGUACACCGUGAUUGGCAACCCUGUUGUGCCGCUCUGGGCCAACGAAGUUGGGACGGUAAGGAUGCAGGUGUACCGGGAGGUGCCGCGGGAGGGGCUGGCGGCAAGCAUGAAGCAUCCCUACCGCCUCGUAGGAGAGAACGUCCUGACGGCCAGGACCAAGGGUCUCCUCUCCUUCGAUGUGCCCGAGCACGAGCAGGUGGAGGCGCAAAGAGGAGACGUGCUGGGCAUGCGAGUGGACUCUGACGUGGCGCUGGGAGGGGAGUGGCCGCACAAGCUGGCGGCGGGGCAGAGGGUGGACAAGCUCGGGAACGCGGCGACACCGUCGGGGGUAGUGGCGAUCGACUAUGGCGGCGCUCGAGAACCGUCCAACCCUCAGGGGCCUAGCUCGGGGAACCUCUGCAGGUUCUGCGUGCGCGACUACCUCGGGGUCGGGAAGAUCCUCGAUUUCGACGAUAACAACAGGAGCAACAUCGUCAACAUGCCCAUCCCUUCCUUCCUCUCCUUCUCUGCCGCGGCUGUCCUUGUCCCACUCCUCGAUCAGUCUCCUGCCCCCCAUGAUGAGGUGAUGCAUGCAGGAGAGAAGGGACGGGCGGUGAGCUGA
Guillardia theta CCMP2712 is the source of this 1812-nucleotide messenger RNA. RefSeq lists its product as hypothetical. The transcript has 12 exons. NCBI's taxonomy places the organism in Eukaryota, Cryptophyceae, Pyrenomonadales, Geminigeraceae. Gene Ontology annotation, molecular function: protein binding. The record is from RefSeq and is a predicted model, not a curated record. Bases 1 to 1812 code for a protein of 603 amino acids.